AUGAACGGCUACGAACUAGCCCAGCAUGUCAACCAGUAUCUCCAGGACACCGGCCAUCCGACCCGCACUGUUGCGAAGAUCACUCAGAACCCCGAACGGUCCAAGCAUUUGGAGACUGCCACGACGAGCGUUUUGGGCUUGCUUGUGGAUUUUGUUAAUUUACGUAGUGAAACGUAUAAUGGGGAUAGUAGAAUACCGAAUGUGGCAUUUGGUACGCCGCUGGAGGAUGCCUUGAGGCGGGAUAUUACGAUAAACGCCCUGUUUUAUAACAUACAUACGAGGGAGGUGGAGGAUUUCACUGGUAAGGGGCUGGAGGAUCUGAAAGCGGGUGUUAUUAGGACACCAUUGGAUCCAUUUAAGACUUUUACAGAUGACCCUUUGAGAGUCCUGCGGGUGUUGCGCUUUGCCAGUCGGUUCAGUUACGUGAUCGAUAAGGAGACGAGCGAGGCAAUGGGAAGGACGGAGAUUAAGGAGGAUCUGAAUCGGAAGAUCAGCAGGGAGCGUGUUGGCGUUGAGCUGGAGAAAAUGGCCGGGGGACCUCAUCCGCUGCUAUCGAUCCAGCUGAUCCUGCGCUUCGGCCUUUACUUGGACAUCUUCCGCCCGCCGCCCACCACCACUUGGCUCGACCCCGCAACCACCAUUGAUGAGCCCCUGGCGGCGCAUCUCACAGGCCAUGUUCUCGACCUGCUUGAGCGCAACACGGAGAUACUUGAUUGUUUGCCGGGCGAUCCGCGCAUUGAUGCGGAUCCGCAGGCGCAACGCUCCCUGAUGCUUGCAGCUUACCUUUAUCCGUUCCGCCAUGUGCAGGUGACAGACCGUAAGCGUAAUGUGCCUGUGGCGCAGGUUAUUAUUCGCGAUGGGCUCAAGCUCGCUAACUCAGAUAUCGACACCACCCUGGCACUGCACCAAUUGGCUGAUCAAAUUACGCAAAUGGCUGAAUCCUGCAUAAAGGGUGAGCUUUCGCGAUGCCAGUUGGGACUUCAGAUCCGAGUGGCCGGAACGCGGUGGUCUAUGGCGGUGAUAUUCGCGGCCGCCGUGGAAAUGCUCAAAAGUGGCAAUGGGGUGGACGCCCGGUUGGUGGAUAUGUUUGGCGGAUUUGUGCGGAGAGUCAAGGAGGAAAACCUGGGCGAGGCUUAUUCGUUUAAGCAUUUGGUUGAUGGGAAGGCUGUGGCGAAGUUAUUGGGGAUUAAGCCCGGGCCGGGGAUUAAGGAUGUUUUGGAUCGCGUUAUGGAGUGGCAGUUGGCGAAUCCUGAGGGGACUAAGGAGCAGUGCGAGGUGUUUAUUAGGGAGGAGAUUGCGCCUGGAAUACUGACCCAAAAUAAAAAGUAA
Molecule: messenger RNA, 1329 nt
Organism: Kickxella alabastrina
Lineage: Eukaryota; Fungi; Kickxellomycota; Kickxellomycetes; Kickxellales; Kickxellaceae
Exons: 1
Coding region: 1-1329 (442 amino acids)
Biological process (GO): tRNA 3'-terminal CCA addition
Molecular function (GO): ATP:3'-cytidine-cytidine-tRNA adenylyltransferase activity; RNA binding
Source: RefSeq, a predicted model, not a curated record